This is a messenger RNA of Cryptotermes secundus, 1338 nucleotides long. RefSeq names its product solute carrier family 25 member 35. The coding region runs from base 187 to 1131 and encodes 314 amino acids. The transcript is spliced from 4 exons. NCBI's taxonomy places the organism in Eukaryota, Metazoa, Arthropoda, Insecta, Blattodea, Kalotermitidae. The record is from RefSeq and is a predicted model, not a curated record.
ACUCGUACUCCGUUACGGCUACGAAACUGUAGCGCAGGUCAUGUGCGAUAAGAAAUAAGUCCGUGAUUAAGAGCGAUGGAAGUGAUAAGACGUUAUCAUUUCCAAGCGGAAAAAUUACGGUAUUUUAUUCGUAGCUAUGUGCACUUGUGAAGCAGGCCCGUAUAGAGUUGUCCAAAGAACGAAAUCAUGGAAUUUCUGUUGGGUGGAGUUGCAGCAGUAGGCGCAGGUUUCUGCACAAAUCCUUUAGAUGUCAUUAAAACGAGACUACAAUUGCAAGGUGAAUUACAAGCUCGAGGAAUGUAUACCGUUCAUUACAAGGGUUUUUUUCACGCGUUUUAUGCAGUUGCGAAAGCAGAUGGAGUUUUAGCACUGCAGAAAGGACUUGUACCAGCAUUGUGGUAUCAGCUGUGUCUGAAUGGCGUGAGGUUAGGAACCUACGACUUCGCAGAAAAAAGAGGAUGGACGACUAACAGUGCAGGCCAGACAUCUACACCGAAGUGCAUCGUUGUUGGAGCAUUGGCCGGAUGCGCGGGUACCUUGACUGGAAGCCCGUUUUAUUUGGUGAAAACACAUCUACAGUCACAGGCUGCAGACAGCAUUGCUGUUGGCUACCAGCAUGCACAUACGGGAUGCACUAGUGCAUUAUGGAAAAUCUAUCAAGAACAUGGUAUUCUGGGACUCUGGCGGGGAGCAUUUGGAGCUAUGCCUCGGGCAAGCAUUGGUUCUGCCUCUCAGCUUCUGUCGUUCUCCCUCUGCAAAGACUAUGUUGGAAAAUAUGAGACUUUUGCCAAGAGGCCUUUACUGAACACUUUUGUGUCCAGUAUGGUGGGUGGAAUUGUUGUAACUUUGUGUAUGACACCGUUUGAUGUCGUCAUGACUCGCUUAUAUAAUCAAGGUACUGAUGUGCAGGGACGAGGGUUGCUGUACCAGGGUGUAGUGGACUGCUUCAUAAAGAUGUGGAAGACAGAAGGAAUCCAUGGAUUUUUCAAGGGGUUCAUUCCAAACUAUAUACGUCUUGGACCACAUACUGUUCUUUGUUUUGUAUUUUGGGAUUCACUUAGAGAACUUCGAAGUAAAUUCAUGAGUAGGCAGCAUAUGGAAGAUGGAAAUGUGGAAACUGUACAGACAUAAUAACUAGCUCGUUGCCUUCUGAUUGCCAUGUAUUUAAUGCUUUAAUGCUAGAGACAUAAAGAUAGGAAACAUAUGUUUUGAAAAGGUGGCACAGUUCAGGCAUUUGAGAACAACAGUAACAGAUCGAGACCUUAUUUUGGAAGAAAUUAAGAGGCAAUUGAACUCGGGUAAUACUUGCUACCAUUCAGUCCAGAACCUUUUGUCUUC